Molecule: messenger RNA, 1926 nt
Organism: Rotaria sordida
Lineage: Eukaryota; Metazoa; Rotifera; Eurotatoria; Philodinida; Philodinidae
Source: the annotation of a GenBank genome assembly
AUGACAAUUGAUCCAAAUACAAUAUCGGCGGCAACUACUCCAUUUGCACUUAUCGACGAAUACAGUGCUAUUCAAACUGAAAAGGAAAUCCUCUUUUCAAUGCAUACUGUUUUUCGUGUCGAUGAUAUCAAACAAUUAGUUAGCAAUAGUCGUCUGUGGGAAGUUCAAUUGACUCUCACCGGCGACAAUGAUCCACAAUUAGCUGCUCUUACUAAAAUCAUACAAAAGGGUCUCUGUGGAUCCACCGGAUGGCAUCGAAUGGGAGCUUUGAUGAUCGAAGUGGGCCACUAUAAUCAAGCUGAAGAACUCUAUAAUGGAUUACUCAAAAACGCUUCCAGUGACGGUGAUAAAGCACAUAUUUAUCACCAGCUUGGAUUUUUAAAAAACGCUAAAGGACAAUACCAAGAAGCAGUUGCGUUUUAUGAAAAAUCAGUGAAGAUCGAGAGCAAAACUCUUUCGGAAGACCAUUCUUCAUUGGUUCCUACCUAUACUAACAUCGGUGCAGUGUAUAAGAACAUGGGUGACUACUCGAAAGCACUUGAAUUUUACGAAAAAUCACAUAAAAUCCUCGAAAAAGCUCUGCCUCCGAAUCAUCCCGAUUUGGCUGGUUCCUACAGCAACAUCGGUCAAGUGUAUAACAACAUGGGUGACUACUCGAAAGCACUUGAAUUUUACGAAAAAGCACAUAAAAUCUACGAAAAAGCUCUGCCUUCGAAUCAUCCCUCAUUGGCUACUUCCUACAGCAACAUCGGUGGAGUGUAUGACGACAUGGGUGACUACUCGAAAGCACUUGAAUUUUAUGAAAAAGCACUUAAAAUUAAAGAAAAAGCUCUGCCUCCGAAUCAUCCCAAUUUGGCUACUUCCUACAAUAACAUCGGUCUUACGUAUGACAACAUGGGUGACUACUCGAAAGCACUUGAAUUUUACGAAAAAUCACAUAAAAUCUACGAAAAAGCUCUGCCUCCGAAUCAUCCAGAUUUGGCUACUUCCUACAACAACAUCGGUGGAGUGUAUAAGAACAUGGGUGACUACUCGAAAGCACUUGAAUUUUACGAAAAAUCACAUAAAAUCUACGAAAAAGCUCUGCCUCCGAAUCAUCCCGAGUUGGCUACUUCCUACAACAACAUCGGUCAAGUGUAUAACAACAUGGGUGACUACUCGAAAGCACUUGAAUUUCACGAAAAAGCGCAUAAAAUCUACGAAAAAGCUCUGCCUCCGAAUCAUCCCGAUUUGGCUACUUCCUACAACAACAUCGGUCUCGUGUAUAACAACAUGGAUGACUACUCGAAAGCACUUGAAUUUUAUGAAAAAGCACUUAAAAUUAAAGAAAAAGCUCUGCCUUCGAAUCAUCCCUCAUUGGCUACUUCCUACAGCAACAUCGGUCUAGUGUAUGACAACAUGGGUGACUACUCGAAAGCACUUGAAUUUUACGAAAAAGCACAUCAAAUCUACGAAAAAGCUCUGCCUCCGAAUCAUCCCGAUUUGGCUACUUCCUAUAACAACAUCGCUUCGAAUUGUAUUUCACGACAAAUUGCCCAUGGACUUCUUAUUCAUUUACAAUUACAUGUUACUAUGGCAUCAUCAAAGGAUCAAUCACUUUUGGAUAUUUAUUCUACACAAUUAACAAAUUUUAUUAUUGUAUCAUUAUUUGAAUUACGAUUAAUUGAUCCAUUUAUUGUUACAUUUCGAGCAUUAACAAACAGAAAAACUAUUAGGAAUAAUUUAUUAAAACCAAAUACAUUAUCAUUAACAUCGUUAAAAUUCUUCGUACACUUAUAUAUAUUUGUAUUACCGGUAGUCGAAUCAAUUGUUUGUCUUCAUAUUGAAAAGAUGGUAGGACUUGAAGAACAAUCAUUAAAUUCACAAUUAGUACCUAAAUAUUUACCAUUAAUUUUACAAAUAUUAUUAACAACGAAAAACAAAUAA